AUGGUCACCUGGUUCCUCCUACUGGGACUGACAGAGAGAAAGGAGCUGAAAGGAGUCCUCUUUGUAAUCUUCUUGCUGGUCUACUCAGUGACUGUACUGGGUAAUUUGGGCAUGGUCAUCCUGAUCCGCACCAACCCUCAGCUCCACACGCCCUUGUACUUCUCCCUGAGCGUCCUCUCCUUUCUUGACUUCUCUUCCUCUACUAUAAACACCCCUAGGUUGCUGAUCAUCUUCCUCACCAGUGACAGGUCCAUCUCCUUUGCUGGCUGUGUGGCUCAGAUGGCAAUGAUGUCUGUCCAUGGAACAGCAGAAUGUCUGCUCCUCGCCAUCAUGGCCUAUGACCAGUUUGCGGCCAUCUGCCACCCUCUGCUCUACCAUGCCAUCAUGUCCCAACGCUUGUGCAUGGAGCUGGUGGCCGGGACCUAUGCUAUAGGCGCAGCCAACACAGCGGCACAGACGGAGAAUGUCUUCAGGAUGCCCUACUGUGUCCCCAACAUCAUAGACCACUACUUCUGUGAUGUCCCUGCAGUGCUCCAUCUUGCCUGUGGUGACACGGCUGCUGCAAAGGCUAUCCUCUUCUUAUCUUCUGCCGCCAUCACACUCAUCACCGUUUCUAUAAUCCUGGUCUCCUACACCUACAUCCUGGUCACCAUCUGCAGGAUGCACCACUCCCUGGAGGCCCAAAGGAAGGCAUUCUCCACUUGUGCCUCCCACCACACUGCCAUCUCUCUUUCCUAUGGCACCAUUAUCUUCAUGUACGCUCAGCCAAGCUCCAGUAAAUCCUCAGACCAGAAUAAGGUUGUGUCUGUCUUCUAUACCACUGUGAUCCCCAUGCUCAACCCUCUGAUCUAUAGCCUAAGAAAUAAGGAGGUGAAGACAGCCUUGAGGAAGAAGCUCCAGGGAAAGACUCAAGAGAAAAGCUAG
Vombatus ursinus (common wombat) is the source of this 924-nucleotide messenger RNA. RefSeq names its product olfactory receptor 1009-like. Gene Ontology annotation, molecular function: G protein-coupled receptor activity; odorant binding; olfactory receptor activity. NCBI's taxonomy places the organism in Eukaryota, Metazoa, Chordata, Mammalia, Diprotodontia, Vombatidae. The record is from RefSeq and is a predicted model, not a curated record. Gene Ontology annotation, biological process: G protein-coupled receptor signaling pathway; sensory perception of smell. Gene Ontology annotation, cellular component: membrane.